AUGGAGCUGAGGGUUGGGAACCGGUACCGGCUGGGCCGCAAGAUCGGGAGCGGUUCCUUCGGGGAUAUCUAUCUGGGAACUGAUAUUGCUGCCGGAGAAGAGGUUGCGAUUAAGUUGGAAUGCGUGAAAACCAAGCAUCCUCAGCUCCACAUCGAGAGUAAAAUCUACAAAAUGAUGCAGGGYGGAGGCAAGCAAAUUACUUUCUUUCUUCUGGGUAUUCCCACAAUUAAGUGGUGUGGAGCUGAAGGAGACUACAACGUUAUGGUGAUGGAGUUGUUGGGACCGAGUCUCGAAGAUCUCUUCAAUUUUUGUUCCAGGAAGUUCAGUCUCAAGACAGUCCUACUGCUCGCUGACCAAAUGAUAAGUCGAAUUGAAUAUAUUCACUCUAAGAACUUCAUCCAUCGAGAUGUGAAGCCAGAUAACUUCUUAAUGGGCCUGGGGAAAAAAGGCAAUCUUGUCUACAUAAUAGACUUUGGACUAGCAAAGAAGUAUCGAGACGCUCGAACUCACCAACAUAUUCCAUAUCGUGAGAAUAAAAACUUAACAGGAACUGCCCGUUAUGCCUCCAUCAACACUCAUCUUGGAAUCGAGCAAUCUCGCAGAGAUGACUUGGAGUCCUUGGGCUAUGUACUGAUGUAUUUUAACCUGGGCUCCCUCCCCUGGCAGGGACUGAAAGCAGCAACAAAGAGGCAGAAAUACGAACGUAUCAGUGAAAAGAAAAUGUCUACGCCCAUUGAGGUUUUGUGUAAAGGAUAUCCUUCUGAAUUUGCCACAUACUUGAAUUUCUGCCGUUCUUUGCGUUUUGAUGACAAGCCGGACUACUCCUAUCUGAGGCAACUGUUCAGAAACCUCUUCCAUCGACAAGGGUUUUCCUAUGACUACGUAUUUGACUGGAACAUGCUGAAAUUUGGUGCGAGCAGGGCGGCAGAAGAUGCCGAACGUGAAAGGCGAGAACGAGAGGAAAGAUUGAGGCACGCACGAAAUCCAGCUGUACGUGGAUUGCCCUCCACUGCUUCCGGCAGGCUAAGAGGAACACAAGAUGUAGCUCCGCCUACUCCCCUUACCCCAACUUCACAUGCUGCCAACACCUCUCCUCGGCCGGUAUCUGGUAUGGAACGGGAAAGGAAAGUGAGUAUGAGAUUGCAUCGUGGUGCCCCAGUCAAUAUCUCCUCGUCCGAUUUAACAGGCCGACAAGAUACCUCUCGCAUGUCAACUUCGCAGAUUCCUGCUCGGGUAAAUGCCAGCGUUCUCCAGUCUGCUGUGCACCGAUGAACAUUACUUUGCCGUGGAAGGCAGAUAAUGCAUGGCUGAUCUCCCGUGUUACCAGUGGCUUUACUAGCAAAAAUACCCUAAACUAGAGUGGAAAUCGGAGUUCUCCGCGUGACCUAAAAGGCACUUGGAGGAACGUGCACAGACUCCGGCAGCUGCCGUUACAGGACGCUUUUGCCAGAAACCCAGUGACCUUAAGAGAACCCUGUGGUAACAGGGCUGGAAAAGAAAGAUGGUUUACAGAGUUCGCUGCCUGUUAUUGGAUGGCCAUUUCAGUUUUCCUUCCACAGGCGGCAGACUUGACUCCCUUUUUAUUAUUCUACUGUAACUAUAAAUCUUUUACUUGGUUUAAGAAAGUUUUUUGUAUCAUUUUGCUAAGAUUAUUGGCUUAAUUCUCUGUAAAGAACUCUUGCUUUUGUCUGAUUUAAAAAUGUAGAAUAUAAACGAACCUGAACUAAAGACAAUGACUUGAAAUUCUUGUUUAAAAGAUUAGUCUGCCAGGGAACAUACAAAUGAAUCAAAACCAUCAGAUGUUACUUAAAUUGUUUACUUUCAUGUAUUGUCCCAUUCCAGGUUGCUUUUCUCGUGAAAUUUUAAAGAUUGUUAGGAGUUUAUUUUACCGUUUGCCAUCUUCAUUCACACUGGACAUUUAACUUUCCGGGUAACGCGAAGGAAUUAAUGCUCAUUCUUUUUCAUAAAAGCAUACUAAAUAACCUGCAGGAGAGUCUUAAGUAUAGUAGAGGUUGUAACGAUGGAUUUCUUUUUUGUAAAGAACGUGAAGGACAAAGUGAAAGAUUGGCAUUUGAGAGAUUUAGGAUUAGAAAGCUCAUUCUGUCCCUCUGCUUAGUUGGGAUGAAUGGAUACUUGCAAACAUUUUUUUUACUGGGAGAAUUUUGUUUCUCUGAGGCUGGUUAGCUUGGAGGCUGUUUACAAGUGCAAAAUAGACGUUGCUGCUGAAUCUUCGGUGAUUUUGCAUGUUUCAUUCAGUAUCCACAUGUUUAUAAAUAGGUAAACGCAUUGCUUUUGGCCCUCCGUUACGUGCCGAGACUCAAAAGAGAAAUUCUGAAACAUAUAACCUCCCUCCAAAAUCAGCAACCUAUUCUUCCUGUGAACUCCUGAGAAUUUUUACAAUUCAGAUGCAUAUCAUAUUUAAUUUUUAACUAUGCUUAACCUGAGUAUGCCCAGAAUCAUUAGCUAGGCAUGAAUGACUCAACAUGCUCAGGUUGUUGGUUAUGAAAUUGGGGAAAAUUUUCAUAUUGCUUGUUACUGUAAGUCGUCUCGUAAAAGUAGGUGUUCCUGUCCUCAUGGUACCUGAAACAGUACUGGAACUGUUAUGACUGAAAUUAUGGGAAGGUCUGUAUUAGAAAUGAAAGUAUAUACGGCGAUUUUGUUUGAACGGUUAGGUAUUUUGCAAAAUUCCUCCCUGCUCGGAGGCAAUUUUUAAAGGUUUAUUAGUGUUCAGAUUUUUAUCGAGAGUAGUUUUUAUUGUUUGGGUGUUUACAAGUUCUUUUUUGCCCUCUCAAAAGUCCACAUACUCAGUAUUACCAUUCUUCUUUGGGUGUUUCCAUAAUCAUUAGCUAUUUACCUCUGUGUACUCUGGGUCGGACUGGGGAAAUGCGUAUUUGCGGAGGGUAUAGUGGAAAAGCUUGAGAAUUGGAUUGAUUUUGGUAAGUUUGCGUAAGAGAAUUAUUUCCUCAGUUACUAUGAACUUUAGGUAUUUUAGGCAUGUGCACUACCAUUUGAGCAGUUUUACACUUCACUAUGCUUUCCUUGUAAAUAUGUGUGGUUAACAGUGUAAUGUUUGAGGGUCUUAAAAAAAGCAGCCUUUUUAUUUUCUAUGUAUGUGGACCAUUAGAUUGCUGUACUAUACUUAAAAGUUGACUGCAGACUUCUAGAAUUGUACUCACUUGUGGGCACUUUUUGUCCUUCAGAAUAGUUAAAUUUCAUCAUGAAGAAACUAGACUGUCUAUAUAAACCUGUGUAUUGAAAACCAGUAUCUCAAAGCACUUCAUUUGUACUACCACUGUAUUUGUGUACUUUAACAGUUGUGUAAAUACAUUCAUAGUAACUUCUGUUCUUCUUUGGUGU
Malurus melanocephalus (red-backed fairy wren) is the source of this 3357-nucleotide messenger RNA. RefSeq names its product casein kinase 1 delta (gene CSNK1D). Gene Ontology annotation, molecular function: protein serine/threonine kinase activity; ATP binding. Bases 1 to 1272 code for a protein of 423 amino acids. The record is from RefSeq and is a predicted model, not a curated record. Gene Ontology annotation, biological process: endocytosis; positive regulation of canonical Wnt signaling pathway; spindle assembly. Gene Ontology annotation, cellular component: spindle microtubule; nucleus; cytoplasm. The transcript has 9 exons. NCBI's taxonomy places the organism in Eukaryota, Metazoa, Chordata, Aves, Passeriformes, Maluridae.